AUGGAAGAUGUAAUUCUAGAAGUGACUGAGAUAGUAGAAAAGCAAGAAAGCAAAAGUCGUCCUUCUGGUCUUAAUACAGUCAAUCUUCUGAAGGUCAGAAAACUUGCUUCAAGUGCACUAGGCUUUGGACCCCAAAUGGCUAUGCAAGUUGCUGAACGCUUGUAUACUCAAGAAGGGACAUUUGCUAAUUACCCAACAUGGGGCACACUUGGUGCCCAAGUAAAUAACCCAACAUGGGGUAGUUAUGUUCAGAGGCUGCUUGCUGAUGGUUAUCAAAAGCCACGAUCCGGGACAGAUGUAGGUGACCAUCCUCCUGUUACUCCAUUGAGGUCUGCAACUGAGGACAUGCUAGGAAAUGAUGCUUGGAGACUAUACGAGUACAUUUGUACACACUUCAUAGGGACUGUAUCUCCUGACUGCAAAUAUGUAAGAUUGCCUGUCUUUCUGCUGUGUGGCACCAAGAGUGGAGCCCCGGAUAUGCUUAGAGAAUAUGUUCACCUUAUUUGCUUUAUGCCGAUAGUGGAAUUGAGGGAAUAA
Molecule: messenger RNA, 537 nt
Organism: Prunus armeniaca (apricot)
Lineage: Eukaryota; Viridiplantae; Streptophyta; Magnoliopsida; Rosales; Rosaceae
Source: the annotation of a GenBank genome assembly